AUGGCCUCUGGCCUGUUCAGCUAUACCGUUCCGUUUCGUCGGAACCUCAUUCGUCUUUCGAAAGGGCGCGUUGCGUCGUCAGACAUGGUGUCUUUUGGCUCUUCUGAGCGGCUUAGGGCCGGCGUCAGGUUCUUCCACAAGUCUCGGCCUACAUACAACAACCAGAACCAAAACUCAUCCACCCAAGGCUCGUUUGGAUCCCGACUGCGCUUUGCCCUACGAAACACCAAGGUCGAAUGGUAUCCCAUUCCUGUCGGUCUAGGAAUCGGUCUUCUAGGCAUACUUCAUUACUACAAGUCUCAACGCAAUGAACGAAUACGACGAGAAAGGGAAUCUGAGUCGACAGGAGAAUCCUUUGAUUUCUCAAAACCCCCUCCGCGCCCGAAAAUCCGACCUAGCGGGCCAUGGCAGGUUCAGAUCAUGUCAACCUUGCCCCUGAAGGCAAUGUCUCGAUUAUGGGGUCGCUUCAACGAAAUUGAACUUCCUUACUAUCUGCGUGUGCCGGGCUUCAAACUAUACUCAUGGGUCUUUGGCGUUAACCUCGAUGAAGUGGCCGAGCCCGAUCUUCACGUAUAUCCCAAUCUGGCAGCGUUCUUUUACCGUCAACUAAAGCCCGGCGUCCGUCCGCUUGACCCUGACCCGCAUGCCGUUCUGGCUCCCUCCGAUGGCCGCAUUCUUCAAUUCGGUCUCAUAGAGCGAGGCGAAGUAGAGCAGGUCAAAGGUGUGACCUACAGCUUGGACGCACUCUUGGGCUCUGCUACCCCAUCUCAGGCGGACCACUCCAAGAAGUUUAUGGACCAUCAUAAUGAACCAUCGCAAAAGGAUGCCGCCAGUAUUGCGGCUGAUGAAGAAUUCGCUACGAUGAACGGCAUUAAAUAUACUCUGCCCUCUCUCUUUUCCGGGGAGAGCGCAGGUUUAAGAAAACGAUCAUCAUCUAAAGAUGCGUCCACUGAAUCUCAAGUAUCGUCUGAAGCUCAGGUUCGUGAAGACCUUGCGCGCGGCGACGGUACUCCUUGGUAUGCUCCAAAACCUACCUCGAAUAAUGCUCUUUACUACGUGGUCAUAUACCUUGCCCCUGGUGAUUACCAUCGGUUCCACUCCCCUGUCCCUUGGGUCGUUGAAAGCCGUCGACACUUCGCAGGCGAACUAUUCUCUGUGUCGCCGUAUCUGCAGCGUCAUCUGCCUGGUCUUUUUACACUUAACGAGCGUGUCGUGCUUCUGGGUCGGUGGCGCUGGGGAUUCUUCAGCUAUACGCCAGUAGGCGCCACAAACGUAGGCUCGAUCAAAAUCAACUUCGACUCCGAGCUACGGACUAAUAGUCUUCUAACCGACACCGCGGCGGAUAAGGCUGCCGCUGAAGCCGCCGAGCGCGGUGAGCAAUAUCCUGGAUUCGCUGAAGCUACUUAUCUUCACGCCAGUCGAACAUUAGGGGGUCAUUCUCUUCAGCGAGGUGAGGAGAUGGGCGGGUUCCAAUUGGGAAGCUCCAUUGUGCUGGUCUUCGAGGCUCCCAUGGGCACCCGCAGGUCGUUUGAUGCCGGCUGGAAAGAGGGCCAGCGCGACGGUGGGCUAAAUUGGACAAUCGAGAAGGGCCAACGCAUCAAGAUGGGCCAGAAACUUGCAUACGUGGAUAUCAAGGAGUAG
Aspergillus mulundensis is the source of this 1641-nucleotide messenger RNA. RefSeq names its product phosphatidylserine decarboxylase 1. The transcript has a single exon. Gene Ontology annotation, cellular component: mitochondrion. The coding region runs from base 1 to 1641 and encodes 546 amino acids. The record is from RefSeq and is a predicted model, not a curated record. Gene Ontology annotation, molecular function: phosphatidylserine decarboxylase activity. Gene Ontology annotation, biological process: phosphatidylethanolamine biosynthetic process. NCBI's taxonomy places the organism in Eukaryota, Fungi, Ascomycota, Eurotiomycetes, Eurotiales, Aspergillaceae.